Penicillium taxi is the source of this 552-nucleotide messenger RNA. RefSeq lists its product as uncharacterized. Gene Ontology annotation, cellular component: membrane. The record is from RefSeq and is a predicted model, not a curated record. Gene Ontology annotation, biological process: metal ion transport; transmembrane transport. Bases 1 to 552 code for a protein of 183 amino acids. The transcript has a single exon. Gene Ontology annotation, molecular function: metal ion transmembrane transporter activity. NCBI's taxonomy places the organism in Eukaryota, Fungi, Ascomycota, Eurotiomycetes, Eurotiales, Aspergillaceae.
AUGGACAACGCCAUAUCAUACGAACGAUCGAUCAAGCGACAGGCGCAGAUUCAGACAUCCACCACGGCCGCUGAAGAAGCGGAAGAAACGUAUAAGCAGGCUCGUUCUAUUGAAAAGUACCUCCUCUCUCUUCUCUCUAGCCAAAUCUUCCCUAUUUUCCUACAGCAAACUGCUAACUACAACCUCCAAAUUAGACUCACAGUUGUUGCAUGGAUCUACAUUCCGCUAAGCUUCUCCGCGAGCUUCUUCGGGAUGAAUGUCGCCCAGCUCAAUGAUAGUGGACCUAAUAUUGGAUACUAUUUUGUACUUCUUGCGAUAUCAUUGCUUAUCUCCGCGGGAACGGCAAUCUUGUAUACGGAAUGGUGGAGGCAUGUGGAGUUUGCGUGGCGCGAGUGGAUUCAACCUGGGCAUGAUUGUCACCCUCGGAAGUUAUCGGUUGCGCAUCUGCUUUGGGGUACGGUUCGAUGGGUUUUUAUGAAGAAGAAACUAGUUGGCGUUUCUCGUAGAGCAAAGCGAAGGAAUGCAGGGGGAAAGAACAGUGGUGCUGUUUAG